Molecule: messenger RNA, 3023 nt
Organism: Exaiptasia diaphana
Lineage: Eukaryota; Metazoa; Cnidaria; Anthozoa; Actiniaria; Aiptasiidae
Exons: 12
Coding region: 910-2664 (584 amino acids)
Molecular function (GO): lipid binding; protein binding
Source: RefSeq, a predicted model, not a curated record
GUGAUCAAAUAUUAUAAAAAAUAAAUAAAAUACGACCUUUAUUAGAUAUAUGUCAAAUACGUCGUCUGAACUAGGCUUCAAAGACAUAUCUAACUUGAAUCUUUAAUCCUAAAAAAAAACUUUUAGGAUUUCCGAGGAGCCUCUAGUGACUUCCCUGGAUACACCGCUGAUCUGACAAAUCCGGAAAAUUGACGAUAGGUUCGGACGUCUUUCAUAGCUAUCAGUUAAGCUCCAAAUUUCAAGCAAAAGCGAGCAUCCCGAGGAAUAGAAGCAGACAAUAGAACAGCAUGAAAGCAAUCUGGAUGGCAGUAAUUUCAACUAUUUGGCAUUUUUACGAGUCGAAGUUACUUUCUUUAUCGUGUCACCGCCGGCUCUGUGCCAACAAAUACAGUAGCGAUGAGAGAAAACAUCGACCUUCUGCAAUCAGGGCACAAAAAGGAUGCUUUUGAUAGAAAAAUUAAACUUAAAAGAACGGGCGAUAGAAGAGCCACAUAUUCCAGUAUGUGAAAAGCCACGCCUUUUAGAAAAGCUUUUGAUAAUUUUAGGGGUGCUUGAGAAAACGUCCUACGACCCUAUCCAAGCUUUUAAUCCUGGAGUUUUGAGCAUUUAUCACGGUAAUUGGAUUUUGGCGAAAACCCGUUUUCAUCACGUACAUGCGAAGGUCGUGAAUGAAUCCGCUGAGCUAAGGAAAACUCAAUUAUUUUUAAAACCGGUUUUUAUAACUAGUUAUGGGCAAGAUUCAAAGGACCAAUAGCAUGUUCUGAACGCGCCGGGUAUAUGUUUCAAAACUCGGUUACUUGAUAUUACAGAGCAACUAGUUAUGGCAAUUAAUCAGCGCUUUGCGCUAAAAUACCAUCGAGACGAACCAGUGUUCAUGUAAUACGGUUGCUUGUUUCAACAGUAAUAGAAAUGUCUUGGAGAGUACGACAAGAGAGCCAAGGUUGUCAAAGUGAAAAUAUGCCAAAAACUCGCCACAGUCAGCAUGAGGUGUCCUUACAACGUCUGGAUGGAUUAACCUCCGCCUAUUCAGGACAACAAUCCAAUGCCCUGGGCCUAGAAAGCAAAGACAUUCCCGAUGACUACAUUACAGCCUCUUCAACAGCCACCGACUCCUCAACAAACUUCGCGCGCCUAAAUUGUAAGAGAGGGGCUUGGUGCUCAAGUUUGACAGCAGUGAAUCCCUACCUUCAGGUUGACCUUGGGAGCCUUCAUGACGUCACAGGCGUGGCUACACAGGGUGUUGGGAACACGGGGGCUGACCGUUUUGUCAAGGUCUACAAGCUUCAGUUUUCUGUAGACGGAGAUAAAUGGGAAUAUUACCAAGAAGGAAAAACUUAUAACCAGGAACUACAGGGCAAUAAAGACAGCAAAACGGUCGUAAAAAGAAACCUUGUCAAACCUGUUUGUGCCAGGUUUGUCAGGUUUUACCCGGUUAGUUGGUACGGAAAACCGUGCAUGCGAGUCGAGGUUUAUGGAGCACAUGCCAAGAAAGCAACGUACGAAACUAACGUCAAGAUCAGUGAUGUGCACGGUAACGGAGUUAACGGUUCACCAGUAUUGCAAUUCUCAAUACAACUCUUUGGAGAGAAUGGUUACACCAGUAAACUACCUUUAGAGAUUGAAGCAACAGAUGUCAACAAACAAGAGAUGGACUUUGAGAGAAAAAUAAUGGCAGCCAAUAUAGGAUGGAUCAAGCAUCUCAAGUUGUCAUACGAUGUCGGUAGUGAAAGUGAAAGCCAGACAUCGAGUCCUACCCUGAUCCAAAAGUUCAAACGUCUUUCAUCUUCAUCUUCAAGUAAUGGCGACUUUGCUAACGGAGAGUCAGGUUUUUUCGUCGACGAUAUAACGAUUGAUGUUAAAGAAACGGGCCAGCAUUUCACGUUUACUUGCAAGCAAUGGUUACUACAAAGACAAACGGCGUUUAGUCCAGGACAUCAUCGAAGAUCACGAAUGUUAAGUGAAGACAAGCAUUUAAUAGAAAACGAAGAUUUUGAACACUUAUUAAGACAAGAAGCAGAAAGCACGGAUCACUGGAAAACAUUAAAACGAGAAAUCGGGAUCCACUCGUUUAGAAGAGAACCAACGCCAACCGAGUCUACGCCACUUACAAAGACAACUUUCGCCAUCGAUGGAAUACCAUACAAUGAUGCUGUUCGUUUGUUUACUGACUGGAGUUUACGAGUGCGAUGGGAUCAAACCUUUCGGACAGUCGUCGUUUUACAAGAAGAUAUCGACUCAAAAGUAGUAUAUUGUUGCCUUAAGAUGCCUAUUCUAUAUCGUCCAUGGGAAAUCGUCUUGUCAUGCGCAGACCGUCCCUUCAGUACACCCGAACCACAUCACGUGAUUAGUUGGUGUAGUACGGAGCAUAGUAGUGUUGCAGAAUCCGAUAAGUCUACCUUAGGAAGAAUACACGUUCGAUUAUCAGGAAUGGUUAUUAGGCCUAUAGGAGAUGGUAUGACGUCAUGUAAAGUCACGCUUCUUACACGUAUGAGGACUGGGCACCACUCCACGCCACGCCCUGUUAAAAACAGUUAUCUUAACGGCAAUCCRACWCAGUGGUUAAACCAGCUUAAAGAAUAUUAUUURGAACAUGGUCUGAAUGAAACAAAGGAGAAUGGAAUCGAUGAAGUCUUUGAAACAGAAAAGUUAUUGACUGGCAAUUAAGGARCGAAGUAAUAUCGAUCAAAACAUAGCAAACGAAAUGUUAUCGAUCGAACAUGAAGCCGAUGGGAAUUUAGAAUGCCGAACGGUUAUUGACUGGAURAUUAUGAGAGAAAUGUCGAAUGGUUAUUGAUUGGACRUUAUCGAUCGAAACAAAACCGAGAUAUCGAUCGAACUGCAGUGAAGGCGCGGAAUUGAAACGGAGAUUUAUCGAUUGGAUAUGAUUAGCUUGAAAAAAAUUUAUCUUACUCUCUCUCUUUAUUUCGCAAUUAUUUAAUAUUAAAUAAAUACAUAUAUAAUGCUUAUUUGCUACACUUUUUGUAAAAAAUAUUAUUAAAAUUCAAGUGUAUAAAACUUUCAAA